GACACACUGCUGCGCUCACACGUGCGCCCGGAGGUGACCUGGGCCCUCCCUGCCUCGCCAGCCCUGGGGUGCUGGGCUGCAGCAGCUCGGGGUCAGACUGCGCGGGGCCCGCGGGCUUAGGCCUGGGCCGCGCAGUCCCAGCCAUCCCCACCAGCUCGGCCUCGGCUCCCGGGAGGCGGCGCGGCGCGGCAGACUGAGCAUGCGCAGUGGGCAGGGCCGGCUCCCGGCACUGGAAGGAAGAGUUCGCAGCGACCCCGGCGGCUGCGCCGGGCUAUGCGGUACCGGCUCGCGUGGCUGCUGUCUCCAGCGCUGCCCAGCGCCUUCCGCUCGCUUGUUGGUUCCUGCCGGCCGCCUCUAGAGCGUCUCUGUGGUUUCCAAAAAAAAAGUUACAGCACAAUGAAUAAUCCAGCUAUUAAAAAACUAGAAAAUCACAUUAUCAAAUCUCCUGAAGACAAACGAGAAUACCGUGGACUAGAAUUGGCCAAUGGCAUCAAAGUACUUCUCAUCAGUGAUCCAACCACAGACAAGUCAUCAGCAGCACUUGAUGUGCAUAUAGGUUCAUUAUCAGAUCCUCCAAAUAUUGCUGGCUUAAGUCACUUUUGCGAACAUAUGCUAUUUUUGGGAACGAAGAAAUACCCUAAAGAAAAUGAAUACAGCCAGUUUCUUAGUGAGCAUGCAGGAAGUUCAAAUGCCUUUACUAGUGGGGAGCAUACCAAUUACUAUUUUGAUGUUUCCCAUGAACACCUAGAAGGUGCCCUUGACAGGUUUGCACAGUUUUUCCUGUGUCCCUUGUUUGAUGAAAGUUGCAAAGACAGAGAGGUGAAUGCAGUUGAUUCAGAACAUGAGAAAAAUGUGAUGAACGACGCCUGGAGACUCUUCCAAUUGGAAAAAGCUACGGGGAAUCCCAAACACCCUUUCAGCAAAUUUGGGACAGGAAACAAAUACACUCUAGAAACUAGACCAAACCAAGAAGGCAUUGAUGUAAGACAAGAGCUACUGAAAUUUCAUUCUACUUAUUAUUCAUCCAACUUAAUGGCUAUUUGUGUUUUAGGUCGAGAAUCAUUAGAUGACUUGACUAAUUUGGUGGUAAAGUUAUUUUCUGAAGUAGAGAACAAAAGUGUCCCGUUGCCAGAAUUUCCUGAACACCCUUUCCAAGAAGAGCACCUUAAACAACUUUACAAAAUAGUACCCAUUAAAGAUAUUAGAAAUCUUUAUGUGACGUUUCCUAUUCCUGACCUUCAAAAAUACUAUAAAUCAAAUCCUGGUCAUUAUCUUGGUCAUCUCAUUGGACACGAAGGUCCCGGAAGUCUAUUAUCAGAACUUAAAUCAAAGGGCUGGGUAAAUACACUUGUUGGUGGACAAAAGGAAGGAGCCCGAGGCUUUAUGUUUUUUAUCAUUAAUGUCGAUUUGACUGAGGAAGGAUUAUUACAUGUUGAAGAUAUAAUUUUGCACAUGUUUCAAUACAUUCAGAAGUUACGUGCAGAAGGACCUCAAGAAUGGGUUUUCCAAGAGUGCAAGGACUUGAAUGCUGUUGCUUUUAGAUUUAAAGAUAAAGAGAGACCACGGGGCUAUACUUCUAAGAUUGCAGGAAUAUUGCAUUAUUAUCCCCUAGUUGAAGUGCUCACAGCUGAAUAUUUACUGGAAGAAUUUAGACCUGAUUUAAUAGAAAUGGUUCUGGAUAAACUCAGGCCUGAAAAUGUCCGGGUUGCAAUAGUAUCCAAAUCUUUUGAAGGGAAAACUGAUCACACAGAAGAAUGGUAUGGAACCCAGUACAAACAAGAAGCUAUACCAGACGAAGUAAUUAAGAAAUGGCAGAAUGCUGACCUGAAUGGGAAAUUUAAACUACCAACAAAAAAUGAAUUUAUUCCUACAAAUUUUGAGAUUUUAUCAUUAGAAAAGGAAGCAUCACCAUACCCAUCUCUUAUUAAGGAUACAGCUAUGAGCAAACUCUGGUUCAAACAAGAUGAUAAGUUUUUCUUGCCGAAGGCUUGUCUCAACUUUGAAUUUUUCAGUCGCUACAUUUAUGCUGAUCCUCUCCAUUGCAACAUGACAUACCUGUUUAUCAGGUUAUUGAAGGAUGAUUUAAAAGAGUAUACAUAUGCAGCACGCCUCUCAGGUUUGAGCUAUGGCAUUGCAUCAGGAAUGAAUGCAAUACUUCUCUCCGUGAAAGGUUACAAUGACAAGCAACCAAUUUUGUUAAAGAAGAUUAUUGAGAAAAUGGCUACCUUUGAGAUUGAUGAAAAAAGAUUUGAAAUUAUCAAAGAGGCGUAUAUGCGAUCUUUGAACAACUUCCGAGCUGAACAACCCCACCAGCAUGCUAUGUACUACCUCCGCUUGCUGAUGACUGAAGUGGCAUGGACGAAAGAUGAAUUAAAAGAAGCUCUGGAUGAUGUCACCCUUCCUCGCCUUAAGGCCUUCAUACCUCAGCUUCUUUCACGGCUGCACAUUGAAGCCCUUCUCCAUGGAAACAUAGCAAAGCAGGCUGCAUUAGGAAUUAUGCAAAUGGUUGAAGACACCCUUAUUGAACAUGCUCAUACAAAGCCUCUCCUGCCAAGUCAACUGGUUCGAUACAGAGAAGUUCAACUUCCUGACAGAGGAUGGUUUGUUUAUCAGCAGAGGAAUGAAGUUCACAAUAACUGUGGCAUCGAAAUAUACUACCAGACGGACAUGCAGAGCACUUCAGAAAAUAUGUUUCUGGAACUCUUCUGUCAGAUCAUCUCUGAACCUUGCUUCAACACCUUGCGCACCAAGGAACAACUGGGCUAUAUCGUCUUUAGUGGGCCACGUCGAGCCAAUGGCAUACAGGGCUUACGAUUCAUCAUCCAGUCAGAAAAGCCACCUCACUAUCUAGAGAGCAGAGUGGAAGCUUUCUUAAUUACAAUGGAAAAGUCCAUCGAGGACAUGACAGAAGAGGCCUUCCAGAAACACAUUCAAGCAUUAGCAAUUCGUCGACUAGACAAACCAAAGAAAUUAUCUGCAGAGUGUGCUAAAUAUUGGGGGGAAAUUAUCUCCCAGCAAUACAAUUUUGACAGAGAUAAUACAGAAGUUGCAUAUUUAAAGACACUUACCAAGGAAGAUAUCAUCAAAUUCUACAAGGAAAUGUUGGCAAUAGAUGCCCCAAGAAGACAUAAGGUUUCUGUCCAUGUUCUUGCCAGGGAAAUGGAUUCCUGUCCUGUGGUUGGAGAAUUCCCAAGUCAAAAUGAUAUAAACUUGUCAAAAGCACCACCCUUGCCACAACCCGAAGUGAUCCAGAACAUGACCGAGUUCAAGCGUGGUUUGCCACUGUUUCCCCUUGUGAAGCCACAUAUUAAUUUCAUGGCUGCAAAACUCUGAAGUUUCCCCACAGGUGGAAAAGUGCAAGUGAAUGCAUUCCUGAGUCUUCCAGGGGCCAGGAGAAUAAUCUUGGCCACUUCAAUAGUUUCUGGUUCACUAUUAGAGAGACAAACAGAAAAAAAAUUCAGAUGUCAUUAUGUAGAAAUAUCAAAGAUCCAAAGUAAUUAAAUCACAAAAUCGUAUAGGUGUAGAAUAUUUUUGAAAUACAUGCCUCCUAAAUAUUUAAUUUUUUCCUUUUCAUCCUGAAGAGAAAUUUUUCUUACAUAACAAUACUUAAGAUGAUAUUCCUGUAGAAUCUUCCCUUUGCUAUAAAAUAGUCAACUUGUCAGAAAAUGCUUCAAAACAUUUAGAAAGAUAGACCUUUUUAAAAAAAAUUGAUCCUCAGAUUUGCUUUCUAUUUGAUGGUUUCAUAUAAAUCAGUGGAGAACAUUACAUUUGGCAGGUAAUGAACAAAACAAUGUCAUUUCCUUUUAUUAUAGUGAAAUUGAUGAUUAUACAAGGCAUGGUUUUAAUCUUUUUAUAAAAUUUGAACAUGUUUUUUAUUCAAACUAUAAAAUGCUGGAAAACCUUAGAUUACCCUACAGUGCUAGAAAUACAGACUUAAGACCUUACAUCAAUUUUGUCCCAAACUGAAUUUCUCAGGAUUAUUGUAAUUUGUUUCUUUCUGAUUGAAUUAGAUUAUUGACAUUCUCGUAGUUGGUUUGCAGUGUUUCAUCAGUUUCACUUUUCCCAUCAACAUGUUGCUGUAUUUAUUUAACAAGAACAAAUAAGAGUUAAUUUUAGGUUCUACUGAGUGUGUGACAUGCUUUUUCAACAUCAGCUAUUUACUAUAAAAUACCAAGAACUUUAUACUGCCAUGAAAUUACUUCCAGAAUGUGAACCAAAAUAUUGCCCCAUUAUGAAUUUAAAAGACAAGUACAUAGCCACCCUUUUGGAGGUACAAAAAAAAAAAAAUGAAGCCUUGGGAUCUUAAAUAGUGAUAUCUGUAAGACUCUAAAAUCCCUUUUGCUACCAGUCUAAUCUUGCCUUAAUAUUAUGUUGUUUUUGAAUAUAUAAACAUACAAAUACAGACUGACUGGAAUGGACUUUUAAAAAAUAUUUUUUUCAUGAGAUACUAUUUUAGAUGAAAUUGUUACUGUGGAUUUAAUGACUUUUGAAAUAUUUACUGUUAUUAAAACUUGCUUCAAGGAAAAUUGUGAAUAUACUUUCACAUACAGGUACUAAUAACAGUAAUGGUUUGUUGCCUGUUCCUCAGGCAAAGUCUAGAAUGGCCUUUUCAAAUGACAUUUCACCUCCACAUGAGUUGAUUUGCCAGGACUUCUUUCUGUAAAGUCAUCUCUCUCUUCAUGGCCUAAGUUUUCACAUUUGCCACUUUCCAAAUCUAAAUUUGGGGCAAGAAUGAUAUAAUAUCACAACUGUGGAGGCUGCGUUCAAAAGCAGGGCUCCAUUUCUACUAUCAGAUAAAUGUGGUGCUGUAACUGUUUUUUUAUCCCUACCUUCGGGGGCUUCUUUCUCUGAAGCCUGUCCAUUAGAAGGUAGAUGAGUCAUCACUCCUUCUGAUUUUAGGCAUUUGUAGACUAUGCAGCUUUUCACCAAACUGCAAAUAUAUAUGAUCUAAAUUUAGCCGUGAGUGUCUAAAUCCACCACUGUAAGAGUAAAUAAUCCACCUAUCUUUUCUGUGAAAAAUUAUGUGCUAUUACUGAGUAACUUUGAGCUUUUCUUUUUUUUUUUUUAAAUAGGUGAAAUUUAAUAGUGUCAUUUUAGUGAGAAAGGCACUUGAAGAAGUCUGAAGGAGUCUCAUGUAGUCUUCCAGGAACCUGUGAUUACUGUCAGUGUGCUCCAGCAUUGUCUGGUUUCCAAACUGGGUUGAGAGCUACUGUUGAUCACUCAGGCAUACUAAUGGAUUCAUUUAAAUGGGUCCAAGCUGCAGUCCAUGAGCAAUAACAGACUACCCCGGACACUGCUUUACACAGUGCUUCAUAAAUGAGAUUUGUGGAACAAAUUAACUUAUAUGUUACCAGUGAGUUUUUAAAAGUCCUUUUUUUUUUUUUUUUGCUAGUUGAUGUGGAAGAAAGAGCAUGUGACACAGCCAGUAAGGUGGAGUGCUAGGGUAACCCUGUUUACAAUAAAAUGCCUGAAUUUAA
Molecule: messenger RNA, 5477 nt
Organism: Erinaceus europaeus (western European hedgehog)
Lineage: Eukaryota; Metazoa; Chordata; Mammalia; Eulipotyphla; Erinaceidae
Gene: IDE
Product: insulin degrading enzyme
Exons: 25
Coding region: 274-3333 (1019 amino acids)
Biological process (GO): peptide catabolic process
Cellular component (GO): mitochondrion; cytosol; peroxisomal matrix
Molecular function (GO): metalloendopeptidase activity; metal ion binding
Source: RefSeq, a predicted model, not a curated record